This is a messenger RNA of Megalobrama amblycephala (Wuchang bream), 2750 nucleotides long. RefSeq names its product CMP-N-acetylneuraminate-beta-galactosamide-alpha-2,3-sialyltransferase 1-like. The transcript has 7 exons. The coding region runs from base 1103 to 2068 and encodes 321 amino acids. The record is from RefSeq and is a predicted model, not a curated record. Gene Ontology annotation, molecular function: beta-galactoside (CMP) alpha-2,3-sialyltransferase activity. Lineage: Eukaryota; Metazoa; Chordata; Actinopteri; Cypriniformes; Xenocyprididae.
CUUGAGAUUUUCAAUGGCAUUGCUGUCUAUAGAGGCCUCACUGAGCCAUCGAAUUUAAUCAAAAUAUCUUAAUUUGUGUUCGGAAGAUGAACGAAGGUCUUACGGGUGUAGGUGACCACCAUCAAACAAACCAAAUGUGGGACGAUUACUAAGUUUGUGUGGGACAUGUUACCAACACUAAAACACAACCUGAAGCUGUUAUAUAAUGUCUAUCUAACUUAAUAAAAACAAACAAACAAAAACUUUUACACGAUUAUUAGUAACCAGAAAAGCAGUUCAAAACAAUAUGCCUGUUAUAACAUUAGUGUGACUUUACAAAAGCACAUUACAUUACAAAAGUAAAACAACAUAAAUAGGCCUAUAAGAAGAUAAAUAUUUAACAGCAUUUAACACAUAUUUUUUAACAUUAUUGAAUUUAAUAAUUUAAUUUUCACAAGCAGUUUUUAGCUACUGUAUACAGAAAGUACAACUGUUUUAUCGUUUAACUAUUUUUUACUAUUAUUUUGCAUUUUAGACUCAUUUUAAGCACAAAGUAGGCUACGUGUAUUAUUUUAUUUUAUUUUUUAUUUAUUCAUAUAGCCUAUGAGUGUACCUUCACCACGUAGUUAAGACGUGUGUGGAAAUUGCUGCGUUAUGACUGCGGAACUUAUGUGGACGUUUAAAAUUGUGCAAAACAAUCUUGCACCCUGUUUAGGCUCUGUUAUAAAACAUACAAACAGUAUGAAUAGUUAAUAUGUUACUAACCUUGAAACCGAUAACGCUGUUUAUUUUUAUAUUUGACGAUAAUGGCGCUUAUUUGCUCUGGUCCAGAUCCUGAGUACGUUCCUCGUGAAGUACCGGCGCGCGCGACCAAGUGUAGAACAUGGAGAACAUGAUCACUAAUUUCUCCAGCAGGCUGCUGUGCUCGUCAGUCUUUUUGCAAUGUAUGUGGGUUGAUUUUGAACGAGCUGUAAAACCAAGUCCAACUCGCUCCACAUUUGGAUUGACGGCCGUCACAACCUACUGACCGUGCUUACUCCUUUCUUUUCAACCAUUGGAUUCGGCUGUUGUAUUUGUGUAAGGUCUAUUUCUGUUUGAAGUGACAAAACCUCAAACAUCACUGAUGGCUGUGCGACUGAAACAUCACCGCUACAUCACCGCGCUCCUGGGCUCCUCAGCCAUCCUGUCAUUCCUGUACUUUCAAAACUCAGCAAUGGUUUUGAUGGACAGUUCUCACGGUUUAGUCUCAGAGCGAGCUCCGUGCGCAUGCGGGAACUGUGUGACAGACCAAGGAAAUAGUAGAUGGUUCAGUGACCGUUAUAAACCCACCGUUCCACUUCUGCUCAACAGCAACAACAGUGUUUUACAUGCAGACGUCUCCAGGUGGUGGAAGGAGCUUCAAGAUGUACCAAAUGUCAGCAACUACACAGCUGUGGUGGACCAGCUGUUUUCUCUCUUCCCCGAUGAAGAUGCUGGUCCAGAUCGUGGCAGAACCUGUGCGGUGGUGGGAAACUCUGGGAACCUCCUGGGAUCUCACUAUGGGCCUCUCAUAGAUUUCCAUGACUUUGUCAUAAGAAUAAAUAAAGGCCCGACAAAACAUUACGAGAAGGAUGUGGGGUCCAAGACCACUCACCGGAUUAUGUAUCCUGAGAGCGCCAUGGACUUGGACAACUCCACCCAUCUGGUGCUUUUUCCCUUUAAGAUUCUGGACAUGCAGUGGCUUUUCAGUGCUUUCACCACUAAGAACAUAACACAAACAUACACAGAAGUUCCAUCAACAAUCAAAGCAAAUAAGGACAAGGUGAUGAUCCUCCACCCUGAAUUCAUGAGAUAUGUAUAUGAUAACUGGACAGAAUGUCAUGGCAGAUAUCCAUCUACUGGAUUCUUAACGCUGAUAUUCGCUCUUCACAUCUGUGAUGAGGUGAAUGUUUUUGGGUUUGGAGCUACGAGUAACGGAAACUGGCAUCAUUAUUUUGAUGAAACUUUGACUCCAUUUGAAAAUGAUUCUCAUGCUGGAGACUUUGAAAAUAAAACAAUCAGUCGGCUCCAACAGGAAAAGAAGAUUUUGUUGUACAGGGGUUGGACAUGAAGCAGGUUCUUGGAGAAACUCUACCGUUGUACUGCACAAUAUUGCAUUGCAAUAGCGAUUAUUGAAUUUUGCCGAUUUGUGUGGCAGAGACUUUAAGGUCAUAUUCAUCUUGAGAGGUGCAAGAGAUCAACUUUUCUGAAGCUGAGCUCCACUAUCAGCAUCAACUGAAACUGUGGCAUUAGCGGAUUGAUUUUUCGGUCCUGCUUUAUAUUGGGUGCCUUUACUAUGUACUAACAUUUAAAUUAAUUAUGGUGUACAUACGUGUUUUUUCAUUGUAGCUAUAUUUAAAAAAUAAUAAUAAUAAUUAUAUUUAUUUAUUAUUUGUGUGUGUGUGUAAGUACAUAGUAGUUAAACACAAUAAAUGGAAAGUGUGACCCAUUUUCUUCAUUUUCUUUCAUUUUCUCACCACAUACUUUUCAGGGAAACUGACUCACAAAAGUGUUGUGUUUUUUUUUCUUCUGAAUAUUAACCUGGAGUAGCAGGGCUCCAGACUAACAUUUGAGGGCAGUAGCCCCGGUGCCACUAAGUUUUACAGAUGGCAGCACCAACACCUGAUUUGUUAGCACUACUAUAUUAUCAUACUGAACUGACUGAUACCUUGAGUGAUUAUAAAAGGAGUGUUCAUUACUUACUUUCUGUGUAAUUCACUCGCAAUUUGAAAUAAAAAUUUUGUUUUUCUUGA